UCUGCAGUACCAGGAGCUGCACAUUCCACAUGCUGUCGUUUGCUGUGCAUUAACAACUUGCAAAUCUGUCUCCUCCCAUCAACAGACUCUUGUUCGGGUGAUCACUUUGUGCCUCCCAUCAACAAACGCAUGGCUACCAAGACUGACGACUCGUGUGCUGAUGCCGUACCAGCGCGUCUAGGCUCCCGGCAAAGCACAGGCUUGCUCUGAGACGGGGACACUGAGGAGGAUUUGAUUCAAGACACUUUCUCCCGCGGCAGCAGCACCACCCGCCCGUCCCAGGACCGAUGGCUUUGGCAUGCGAGUCCGCAGCUCGCAACCGGGUUUGAGGUAUCCGAGUUGAGCGGUGGCACCGCCGCGGGCUUCGCCGUCCCGGAGAGGGCUCCGCAGCCAGUGCCGAUGCUGCCUCCUCCACCCGCCAGCCCCUGCCACACCACCAGGUUGGUCUCAGUUCGGUUCCACCGGAUUCCGGUGGCCCCGCAGUCCCCCGGGACCGGCGGGAGGCGCCUGCGCGCUGCGGCCGCUCGGUGCCGGCCUGGGAGCUGGCGCCGCCCGCAGCCUCCUGCCGGCUUCUGCCUAUUUUAGUCACAGCGGCGGGACGCGGUGCUGGCGGUGCCGGGAGCGGCGAGGAGCGGUCCCCAGAGUCGGUCCCCGUCCCGUCUGGGCGGCCGGGAAACUUUCCGAGGCUCCCGGCACAGCAGGUGAAGCUGCAAAUGACACAUCCCAGGUCAAGACAAUGCAUGAACUGAUGAGAAACAGCACUGGCUUCUGAGAACAUCAGCUCCUGGCUGCUGGAAAUCCUUCCUGCCCAAACCGAGCAUGGCAUUAUGUGAUCAGUGAGCAGGGCUUGCAAGGAUGGAGAAGCAAAGGACCCUGAAAGCUGCACCUCAUAAAUAAACAUUUCCAUCACCCAGCUGAACUGAAAAACUCUUCCAGCCAUGGGAGAAAAUGGAAGCUUUUGGGAAAGCUUGAUCUAUGCCCAUCCAACAUGUGCCACCUGGAAGCAAGAGGCAGAGGGAUCCAUCUACCACCUAAGCAGCAUUCUCUUCGUUGUGGGCUUCAUGGGUGGAAGUGGAUUCUUUGGGCUUCUCUAUGUCUUCAGCUUACUUGGGCUGGGCUUUCUCUGCUCCUCUGUCUGGGCUUGGCUGGAUGUCUGUGCUGCUGAUAUAUUCUCCUGGAACUUCAUACUGUUUGCUAUCUGCUUCGUCCAGUUCAUUUACGUUACCUACCAAGUCCGGAGCGUUUCCUUUGACAGGGAAUUCCAGGAACUCUACAGUGCUCUAUUCCAGCCUCUAGGAAUUUCCUUGACUGUUUACAGGAAGAUUGUCUUGUGCUGUGAUGCAGAAGUGGUUACCCUGGAGAAGGAACACUGUUAUGCCAUGCAGGGCAAAACACCUAUUGAUAAACUGUCCUUGCUUGUGUCAGGCAGGAUCAGAGUGACAGUCGAUGGGGAGUUUCUGCAUUACAUUUUUCCUCUUCAAUUUCUGGAUUCUCCUGAAUGGGAUUCGCUGAGGCCCACAGAAGAGGGAAUCUUCCAGGUGACGCUGACAGCAGAGACAGACUGCCGGUACGUGGCCUGGAGGAGGAAGAAGCUGUACCUGCUCUUCGCCAAGCACCGCUUCAUCUCCCGCCUCUUCUCGGUUCUCAUCGGCAGUGACAUCGCCGAGAAGCUCUACGCCCUCAACGACAGGGUGCAGGUGGGGCAGGGCUUCAGGUAUGACAUUCGCUUGCCCAACUUCUACCACGUCUCCCUGCCGGAGACCCCUCGCCUGCAGCCCCCGCACCGCCUGCAGAGAGGCUCCCCCCGGCGCAAGCCCGCGGGGGUUACAAACUGCGGCUCCUAGGAGGGAGAGCCCCGCGGCAGCCGAUCCCGAGGGGAUGAAGGGAAGCGCAGAGCCGUGGAGCAGAGCGACACCCAGUCGAGCCCGAUUCGACUGCCAAGUGCCAUUCGCCUUUCCUUGGAGUAGCUUGAAUUCUUCUCUCCGGAGCCAGCGGGUUGGCUUCUGCGUUUGGACUGUCGGUGCAGUGUGCUCAGUUUCUGUUGAUCCUUCAUCUCCUCACUGCUGGAGGAAAACAAAUCAUCACAGGCUGAAGUUUUGUUGUAGCUGUGGUGGCCUCUGUGUUGUGUUUUUGGGUUCGUUUUGUCUUGUUUUUUAAACUGUUAUUUGCAGUUGUACUUUCUCAGAGUUAGUUGCCAUGCUGAGGCAUGGUCAGUUUGUAAUCAGUGCAAAUGAGGAAGCUGCUUCAGAGUGCAGCAGCUUGCUUCUAACUUCCAUAUUCAUAGACUCACAGAAUGGUUUGGGUUGGCAGAGACCUUCAGGAGCUUCUAGUUCCAACCCUCACUGCCCUGGGCAGGGACACCUCCCACUAGCCCCAGUUGUUCAAGGCCUCAUCCAUCCUGGCAUUGAACACCUCCAGGGAGGGAGCAUCCACAGCCUCCCUGGGCAACCUGUGCCAGUGUCUCACCACCUUUACUGUCAAGGAUUUAUGCCACUUUGUCUUAGUUAACAUGAAGAAUAUUGCAGAAAAAGACUGAGACACCUUUUGUGUUUGUUUUGGGUUUCAAAGGAAUGAAACUGCACAGCCAGACCCUUAAAAGCAAAGAAACAGCAAAUUCCACCCCAUGAGUGCCUCUCUGACUGUCCUAAAGAGACAUUAUGUGAAAAGAAAUAUCAAUGUAGCUGCUGGCAUUGGAAAAGUAAAGCUGCUGCAGACAGGGGAAUGGUUGUGUCGUGUUUCUGACAGGAUGUGAUGCCAUAGGAGCUGCAUAGGACUCAGGCUUGCACAGUGUCAGUGCCAUCUGUGACCUACACAGCAAACACUGUUCAGCAGUCAGCUGCCAAACAGCUGGAGUUAGUUUGGCAAUGUUCUUUUCAGCCAGGUUUGUCAGGAGGAGCCUAAAGACCAAGCCACAGCAAUAAGCAGAGUUUUGACUGAAACGUUCUCGUUCAGCUUCCAGAGUCACAUUUCUGUGCCUAGCAAUGCUUGAUUUGAAAAGGCAUUUUCUCCCUCUUUCAUUCUGUGGUGGUGUAGUGGGUAAAGGCAGCACCAGCUCAUGCUUCAGUAGGAGAAAGCUAUUUUUGACCCUCGAGGUCACUGUGCCUUUGGGAGAAGUGUCUGGACGCCUUUGCCAAGUCACCUUCCUGCUGCUGUGCCCUGGUGCCUGCCAGUAUCAAAAGGGAAGAAGCAUUACUGUUUUAUGAGCCUCUAUUGCUGCUUGGUGCAUCU
This is a messenger RNA of Pogoniulus pusillus (Red-fronted tinkerbird), 3228 nucleotides long. RefSeq names its product popeye domain containing 3 (gene POPDC3). The coding region runs from base 939 to 1844 and encodes 301 amino acids. NCBI's taxonomy places the organism in Eukaryota, Metazoa, Chordata, Aves, Piciformes, Lybiidae. The record is from RefSeq and is a predicted model, not a curated record. The transcript is spliced from 5 exons. Gene Ontology annotation, molecular function: cAMP binding. Gene Ontology annotation, cellular component: sarcolemma. Gene Ontology annotation, biological process: heart development; skeletal muscle tissue development; striated muscle cell differentiation.